GUGAUCAUCGGGUUCAGCACUUCUCUUGUAGCUGUGGUUUUGGUGUUUGCUUUCUAACUCCAUUAUUUUGACAGGACCAAAGACAAGUUACAUGCAUUCGUACAUCAGCAGAGCAGAAAGGUGAUAACUCCUGGUGAAACGGCAGGCAGCAACUUCUCAGGUGAGCUGGAGCCCUGUGAAAGAGUUUGCCUUUGAAGAAGAUUCCUGUGACCCACUGUACUCUUUCUGCUGAAGAAAGCCCAGUCUACUGUGCCUUUGCCUAAGAAAAUGGAGAAACUGAUGUCAGAGAGGCCUAUUCCAAUGUCUAAGGAUGAAAUGCCUUCGCUUCCUACCCAGCUCAAGCCAGACACAAACUCAUGCCCUCAUGCUCCUGGCAAAUACUUCCUCUCUGGAGGGACAGACCAAGAGGACUGUAAGGCUAACGAUAAGGAAAGGAAGUGGAUCCGUCCUGAUACACCUAGCAAAUGCACGUGGAAGCUCGGGAAACCCAUCUCUGCCUCCCCUCAUCGUCACGUCACUCUGCCAGAGCCUCCAAACAUCCUGCCGAACAUCCUGAAUAAAGUUGGCAAUACACCUUUGGUGCGAAUCAACAAGAUUGGGAAGCACUUUGGGCUGAAGUGUGAACUCUUGGUAAAAUGCGAGUACUUCAAUGCUGGGGGCAGCGUGAAGGACCGCAUCAGCCUGAGGAUGGUGGAGGAUGCUGAGAAAGCUGGGAUCUUGAAGCCUGGAGACACAAUCAUAGAGCCAACCUCUGGAAACACAGGAAUUGGGCUGGCCUUGGCUGCAGCAGUGAAGGGUUACCGCUGUAUCAUUGUGAUGCCAGAGAAAAUGAGUAUGGAGAAGGUGGAUGUUCUGAGGGCUUUGGGUGCUGAGAUUGUGAGAACCCCAACUACUGCCAGAUUUGAUUCUCCUGAAUCUCACGUGGGAGUAGCAUGGAGACUGAGAAAUGAAAUCCCCAACGCACAUAUCUUAGAUCAGUACCGCAAUGCCAGCAACCCCCUGACACACUACGACACCACAGCCGAGGAGAUCCUGCAGCAGUGUGAAGGAAAAAUAGACAUGCUGGUGGCUACAGCUGGCACAGGAGGUACCAUCACUGGCAUUUCCAGAAAGCUGAAGGAGAAGUGUCCGGGUUGCAAAAUCAUAGGUGUUGAUCCUGAAGGCUCCAUCCUUGCUCAACCGGAAGAAUUGAACAAGACUGACAAGACGAUGUAUGAAGUGGAGGGAAUCGGAUAUGAUUUCGUCCCCACGGUGCUGGAUAGAUCUACAGUGGACCAGUGGUACAAGACCAAUGAUGAGGAGUCGUUUGUGUUAGCACGCAUGCUGAUCCGAGAGGAAGGACUGCUGUGCGGUGGCAGCUCAGGCAGUGCAAUGGCUGCAGCUGUGAAGGCAGCCAGAGAGCUGAAGGAAGGUCAGCGCUGUGUUGUUAUCCUCCCUGACUCUAUCAGGAACUAUAUGUCCAAGUUCUUGAGUGACAAAUGGAUGAUUCAGAAAGGGUUCAUGAAAGAAGAAGACCUCGUCAAAAAACCUUGGUGGUGGAACAUCAGUGUUCAGGAGUUAAGCCUCUCGGCUCCCCUGACGGUGCUUCCAACUGUUACCUGUGCAAAGACUAUUGAAAUUCUCCGAGAGAAGGGAUUCGACCAGGUACCAGUUGUUGAUGAAUCUGGGGUGAUUUUGGGCAUGGUUACCCUAGGUAACAUGCUUUCUUCGCUGCUUGCUGGGAAAGUUCAGCCUUCAGAUGAAGUCAGCAAAGUAAUCUACAAGCAAUUCAAACAGGCAGAUAAUCAAGCGUCAGGUGGAAAUGUGAUUAACCUGAAAGACAACUUGGGGAAGCUCUCUCAUAUCCUGGAAAUAGACCACUUUGCUUUGGUGGUCCAUGAACAAAUUCAGUAUCACACCGAUGGCUCCUCCAGCAAGCGGCAAAUGGUGUUUGGCAUUGUUACGGCCAUCGACCUGCUCAACUUUGUAACCGCACGAGAACGGGAAAGGAAGGCCAACUAAAGCCAAGGAGCUGCCCGGAGCCUCUUCAGCAAUGUUUUGCAAUCUCCAACAACAACAAAAAAAAUCAGGUUUAUUUCUUAGGUCGAAUGCUCUGUCCUCAAGGUGGAUGUUUUUUAAAUUCUGGAAAUAAGCAAUGAGCUAUCCCGGCGUCAGCUAUACAACCAGUGCAUUUUAGCAUAUUGCACAGCUUCUGGGAAUUUGUUUACUAAUCAGGUUACACGGUAUUUCUUAAGACAAUUUAUUUUUAUACCUAUAUAUGUAUGUAUGUAAAAAUGUUGCCUAAAUUAACUGGUGUGUUCCUUACCUGUUGUCUCCAAAGUACGGCUUCUCAAAAACAUUUCCAGAUGCACUAAACAUGUUGGAAUAGAGUUACUAAAGCAGAGGUCCAGGAGAGCUCUGGAAAGCUUUUCUUUUUUUCCUCCCCUCGCUGCAGGGCUGUUAAAUUAGACAAUACAGUGUAGAGACAAAACGGUAUUAGGGUGUGGAGAGUGUUUCCCUUUCGGUGAGAUCAAUGUAAAAUAGGGGGCAGGUGUGAGAGCUAGAGUUGAUGUUCAGUUCAACCAGCUCCUCUGAGACAAAACUGACAUGACUGGAGGCCUGACAAGGGACUGACAGAGACAAAAUAGUGACUUUCUUCUACACAGCACAACAGCUUUCACUGCGAAGAUAGACCUUUCUGUUUUUUUUCCAACUGUACGUUGAUGAGCAUGGGUGGAAAGGUUAGAAAAUAAGAUUGAGCUUCUUGCCUGGAGGUUUUCUAAAACGUGCUGUUCCGUCUAGUGCCUUCUCCUCACCCCCCAGCCUCCUCUUUAUCUAUGUUUAUGCCUGUUCUUUUUUUUAAUAAAAAAGAAGCCAUAUAUAAUCUGUCAAGAGCUGUGAACACUUUUUUUUUUUUUUUUUGGUGUCCUGUCCAAGUACUCCCAAGCUGGAGCUCCUUCACGUCAUGUGCAGCAGGUGAAUACAACUGCACCAUUCUACCGCUUCCAUAAUUCUCUCCGGAUUUUUUCAGUGGAGAUUGACCCGUGUAGCCACGGCAAAGUUUGCUGGCAGUAGCAGCUCAGCCACACAGUGGCUCUGCUCAGUCUUCCAGCUGCUGUUUGUGGUAAUGAUGGGUGGAAUUGCUCUGUGGUUAAAGGAGAAGAGUAGCUAUUCUUUGUCUUAAUUAAGAUUGCUCUAAUCAUCGUAUUCUGACCGGCCUUUUGCCAAGAAUACAGAUUAUGAUCAGCAGGAAUGACAUUCUUCUUAGCUUAUCUCUUUCCACUGCAGUAAGAAAAUACUCUGGCUGGCUGGGGCUAGUGGUGGUAAGAUAGAAAGUGUUUUUAAAUAAAAGGCAAUGAAUCAGAUAAGAGAAACAAAGGUGUUAUUUAAAAACAAAACAAACAAUCACACUUACUACCUUCUACCUGCUGUAUAUUAAUUUCUUUCUACCCCAAUGGCUUCCCUGUGGCAAUGGAAUUUGCUUUACAAGUUGGAACUGUGUGCUCAGAGGAGAGGUGUCCUCUGUCUCCCAUCAGAGAGCCCUGUCCCCCAUCCCUGCCGAGCAAAAACCAUAAAUCCGACCUUUUGCAGUUAUAUGUUGGGUGAUUCAGGCCUUGAGGGCUGGUACUGAAGUAACACGACCUACAGUCUCUUAAAAAAGCACUUGCUUUCUCCGGUAGGUGAUGUGAGUGGUGGAGACUUGCAGACUGAACAAACAGCUGGGAACUGGAGGUCUUGCCUUCCUGUCAGGUGAGGCGAGAAAAGAAGCAGUGAGUCACCAAAGGGAUCUGGUGUCUGUGGCUUGAAUGGAAGCAGAUGACCCUUGCAAUUUUAAUUCCAGCACCUACAGGCUGACGCUUUAUCCUUCAUACGCAAAUACUGCAGGCUGCUGCUGAAGCUGAGGAAGGACAAAGAACAGUUUAGAUCCACCUUCUGAGACUUUGUCAGGGUCUGGAUUCAUAUUCUCAAAUUCUUAUUGUAGAAGCUAGACAGCAAGAGUCAACAGUGUGACUCCCUGAGGAGAGGAGAACCUUCCAAAAAUGAUUCAUCUUUAACACCAGUUGUUUAAGAAAAGGGGUGAAUUACACCAGGGGAUACUUACCUUAAACUAUGGCUUAACCAUAAAAUUCAUAUACUACUACUUGGAGACAACUUUUUCUAGGGCUCUGGAAUAAACUGCCAGAAAGUUU
Messenger RNA from Oxyura jamaicensis (ruddy duck), 4169 nucleotides. It is a transcript of the gene CBS, whose product is annotated as cystathionine beta-synthase. The record is from RefSeq and is a predicted model, not a curated record. Gene Ontology annotation, cellular component: cytoplasm. The transcript has 18 exons. Lineage: Eukaryota; Metazoa; Chordata; Aves; Anseriformes; Anatidae. Gene Ontology annotation, molecular function: cystathionine beta-synthase activity; cysteine synthase activity. Bases 268 to 2001 code for a protein of 577 amino acids.